Molecule: messenger RNA, 2477 nt
Organism: Drosophila kikkawai
Lineage: Eukaryota; Metazoa; Arthropoda; Insecta; Diptera; Drosophilidae
Source: RefSeq, a predicted model, not a curated record
CGCGCGCCCAAGCAGCAAGUUAAGUUUCGCACCUGGCCAGGUGUUCGCGAUCGUCGUCGCAGGUUGCAUUUUCCCUCUUUGCCGUCCCACCGAUUCCCGUGAGUGUGCAGUGCAGUGUGUGUGCUUGAGUGUGUGUCUUGGAUCGUAAAGAAAAAUUACACGCUAUACGCAGCCGACGAGGAAAUUAACUAAUCACAAUCAUUUCCGAAACGAGGGAAAGAGUGAAGAGGGGGAGCUACCGAAAAUUGAAAGCAACAUUCGAGCGGGAAAGAAGCUGUGGCCAAAAUGAACUUUUUUGUGAUUGGCUUUCUGAUCAUGCAGGCGGCAAGAUUGGCUUGCGGGACGUGUGUUUUAUCCUCCGAUUUCGGUUUCAUAAUCGAUUGUAACUUCAAAAAGUCUGGACUGUUUCGAGUACGAAAUUUGGGUGGCCUAAAGGCCCAUUUCGGUUUAGGUUUCAGCCUGGGCGAUGAACUAGGCUUUCCGGAGUCGCUGGGCAACGUGGAGAGCGAUCGCCGAAGAGCCAUUAGCUACAAGAACGGAGCUCCGCCGGAUUUGGUGGGCGUGCUGCCCUCUACCCAGCAGCAGGUCAAAGCCCCAGUCCAACAACCCUUGCCGGAGAAGCGGAUCAGUUCACGCUCCACCGGAGCAGCGCCUUACAACCUGCAGCAGGUGCAACAGGCGCAACAGGCGCAGCAGGUGCAGCAACAACUAAAACUUAAACAGCAACUUUUGUUGCUGCAACAGCAGCAGCAAGCGCAGAAGGCCCAGCUCAUGACCGAGGCGCGUCCCCUGCCCCUGGGUGUUCCCGCCUUCCGACCCAUUCCCAAGAAGCAACAGCAGGAGAUCGCAGCGGCAGGUCCGGCUCCAACCACGGCAGAGAGGCGGGUGGCCGUGGAUACCCCAGAGCCCAGGGUCAGUGUCAACAACAAGCUGAUAAGUGCAAACGAUAAGCCACACUCCAACCGCACCUUCCACGUGGCCAAUCCGGUAGUUUCCCAGCCCGUGGCCGUGCCCGUGUUCCAGGCCAUGCCCGACUCCAUUGCCCGCAUCGCCAACGUGGGCAAGGAGCACCGAACGGUUUCCAAUCAUCCGAAUUACCUGCAGUUCGAGGAGCCCAAGUUCGAUCUGAAGGAUGUGACCGUGGAAGAGCUGGCCGCGGCGGCCAAUGUCACUGUGGACACCAUCAAACACGCCAUCUAUGUGCGAGAGCAGCAACUAAAGGCGGAGCACCGGGCUCAGCUGGCGGCCAAGCUGCGAGAGGAGUUUAUGCGCACCUCUACAGUAAAAACUACGACGACGACAACGACAACCAGCACACCGCGUCCUCAGAAGUCCCUGGCGGAGCACAAGGUGUCCAAGGUAAUGAAUGCCCCCAAGGAGUAUUAUCCCGUUGGGUACGACAAGAACUUUGACGAUAAUUUUAAAUCGAAAGUGGAUCUGCCGCCGACGAGCUUUUCCUGUGCCAAGCAGAAGCACUUUCCGGGUCUCUACGCCGACACAGAUCUGGGCUGCAUGGUCUUCCAUGUGUGCGCCCUGACCGACGACGGAAUGGUGCGGAAGUCCUUUCUCUGCCCGGAAAACACCCUGUUCGACCAGACGAUCCUAAAGUGCAACUGGUGGUUCUACGUGGACUGCAGCUCCAGCACCAGCAUCUACGACUCGAACAUUCCCAUCUCGAAGAGCUACCAGCUAAUGAAGUCCCUCACCUACUUCUCCAAGUUCGCCGGCGGCCAGCGACAGGGCCAGGAGCAGGACGGCGCCAAGGAUGAGAACGCUUUGGACAUAGACUCGCUGCGGGAGUCGAUGGAGGGCGUGUUGCGGCGCCAGGAGCAGGCCAAGAAGGCGGAGCAGCGCGAGGCGGAGGAGAAGGAGCAACGAAGCCGGCCAAAGGAGGACCAUGAGCAUGUGGUGCCUGCGGAGGGAGAGCAACGGCUGUCCAACUAGGCUCCAGAGCCCCCAUCCACGCUAUCUGAGAUCUAGGUUAAGUGUUCACGAUCGAGCGUCUCUGGUCGGUUAGCCGUACGUAGUCAAGUCUUUGCUCCUUGCUCCACGAGUCAAUGGGUUUUCCUGUAAUCUUCUCUCAACAAUUCCAGCGGCAGCUCCUGCACAGAGAAAAAGAGUUGCCUAAAGCAGGCAAUGAAUUUUCUCUGUGUAGUCCCAUUUUUCCUUUGCUCCCGAGCGCCCAUAGAUAUAGUCCUUGCUAGCUCCUUAAGUCUCUAGUUAAGUCCCAGGCGAUUGGGUUUGGGCAGUUAAUGUUAUUACGUUUUACUAUUUAUUUAUUGUACAAGUAUUUCGCGACAAUUAAACAUUGUUUUUUUCAACACAAAGGAUACAUGUCCUUUUAUAUCGGCGCACCAAGAUCAGCAAACUCUGGAGGGAAAUAAAGUCUUUGUAGAUAAAGCUUUCAUUACUAAUUGCAACUCCAUUUUCAGGACCAAAUUAUAAAAAUUAAAACCAAAACGAGAUACAUGUUCUAA